Molecule: messenger RNA, 3137 nt
Organism: Selaginella moellendorffii
Lineage: Eukaryota; Viridiplantae; Streptophyta; Lycopodiopsida; Selaginellales; Selaginellaceae
Product: exosome complex exonuclease RRP44 homolog A
Exons: 25
Coding region: 8-2815 (935 amino acids)
Biological process (GO): rRNA catabolic process
Cellular component (GO): cytoplasmic exosome (RNase complex); nuclear exosome (RNase complex)
Molecular function (GO): RNA binding; endonuclease activity; 3'-5'-RNA exonuclease activity
Source: RefSeq, a predicted model, not a curated record
UUCCACAAUGCUGAAGAACAAGGCGUUUGUGAAGAAGAAUCGAGGCGGCCGGGUUUUCAAGGUCGUUCGCGAGCACUACCUGCGCGAUGAUAUUCCCUGCGGCGCUACGUUUUGUUCCAGCUGCGACACCUCCACUGCCAAUCUCGUUGCGGCCGACCGGCUCGUUGUGGUCGAUACAAAUGUGGUGUUACACCAGAUGGAUUUGCUCGAAAAUCCGGCAUUUCGCAACGUGAUAAUUUUAUCCGUUGUUCUGGAAGAAGUGAAGAACAAGAACUUGAGUGCUUACAAUCGCCUGCGCAACAUUUGUGCGAAUCGAUCACGUCAGUUCUUCGUUUUCUCUAAUGAACACCACAGGGAGACUUACAUCAAGGCAAUGGCGAGUGAGAGUGUUAACGACAGGAAUGACAGAGCUAUUCGCGUCGCAACCCAGUGGUUUCAGAAACACCUCGGAGAUGCGUGCACUGUUGUUCUUCUGACAAACGAUCUUGACAAUAGAACCAAGGCCAAUGCAGAAGGAAUUAACGUUUUUUCUGUGGACCACUUUGUUCAGUCGCUAGGCAAGCCAGAAUUACUGGAUUUGGUUGCUCGGAGUGAGUCCGAGAAUGCCACUCCGAUGGAAAUAGAGGACUCGAGACCGUCAAAAAGAAAGAUCAUCUAUUCAGAGCACAAACCUAUGUCCGAAAUCACUGCGGGCAUACAUCAAGGAAUAUAUCACCAAGGAAAGCUGCGAGUUAACAGAUAUAACCCGUUCCAAGCCUACGUCGGUAGCGAAAGUGUUGGCGACGAGAUUUUGGUUCAGGGAAGACUGAAUAUGAAUCGAGCAUUUGAUGGGGAUGUGGUUGUUGUAGAGCUUCUCCCGCACGAGUCUUGGCAAGGCGACAUGACAAUGAUUGCUGAAGAAGAAGACGGCGAUGGUGAUGAAAGAGUCGGGCUUGCUCCUGACACCUCUGAUGAGGCAGCCGUGAACAAGGCGGAUGAAGCCAGUGAGAAAGCAACAACGUCCGGUGGAUCCAGCAGACCGAAUGGACGUGUCAUUGGAAUAAUCAAGCGGAACUGGAGGGCGUACUGUGGCUCUCUGGAGCCAAUGACAACCCCAGCAGGAGCGGGAAGCGUGGCAAAUGCAUUGUUCGUGUCAGCGGACCGUCGAAUUCCAAAAAUCCGUAUCCAAACUCGUCAGUUUGGUAAUUUGGUUGACAAACGCAUCGUGGUGUCUGUCGACUCCUGGGAUUUAAACUCCAGAUAUCCUUCUGGACAUUACGUGAAAACUGUCGGCAAAAUUGGCGAUCGUAACACAGAAAGCGAGGUUCUUCUUAUUGAGAAUGACAUCAACAAUAGGCCAUUUUCGGACCAAGUGUUGGCCUGCCUCCCGCCGUUGCCUUGGUCGGUACCCGCAGAAGCGUUGCACGAUCCUCAUCGUGAAGAUUUACGAAAUUUGAGGGUGUUCAGUGUAGACCCCAUUGGCUGCAAGGAUAUCGAUGACGCUCUUCACUGUACCUUGCUGCCAACUGGCAACUAUCAAGUCGGAGUCCAUAUUGCGGAUGUAACAAGCUUUGUUCAUCCUGGUACACCUCUAGACAUUGAAGCUCGGGAAAGAGGAACAUCUGUUUACUUGGUUGAACGUCGGAUUGACAUGCUUCCCAAGCCGCUUACUGAAGAUGUGUGCUCUCUCAGAGCGGAUGUAGAAAGAUUUGUUUUCUCGGUCAUUUGGGAGAUGUCCUCAGAGGCGGAUAUAAUUUCAGUUCGAUUUACAAAGGGCGUAAUCAAGUCCUCCGCUGCUCUUUCGUACGUUGAAGCUCAAGCCCGAAUGGAUGAUAGCCGAAUGUCGGACCCCUUAACUACUGAUCUUCGGAACAUGAAUCGCCUCGCUAAGGUUUUGAGGCAAAGACGAAUUGAACGCGGGGCUCUUACUCUUGCUUCUCCUGAAGUGAAGUUCGAAAUUGAUACAGAAACACAUAAUCCUUUGGAUGUUGGCAUGUACCAAGUAAGAGAAUCAAAUCACAUGGUCGAAGAGUUUAUGCUGUUGGCAAAUAUUUCAGUCGCUAAGAAGAUAUUGUCGAGUUUCCCAGUGUUUUCUCUUCUCAGACGGCAUCCUACGCCAACACCGAAAAUGUUUGAGCCUCUUCUAAAAAUUGCUUCGGCAGUAGGCAUCAAACUGGACAUCACUUCGUCUAUGACUCUCGCAAAUACUCUUGACCUUGCAGUGGGGGAUGAUCCAUACUUCAACAAAUUGAUAAGAAUUCUUGCAACUCGGUGCAUGACCCAAGCGGUUUACUUUUGCAGUGGCGAGCUAAGCCCUCCAGAGUUUCAACAUUACGGACUUGCAUCAGCAAUAUACACACAUUUCACGUCUCCCAUCAGACGAUAUGCUGAUGUGAUUGUACACCGCUUGCUGGCUGCAGCUUUGGAUUUGGAAAAGCUGUCACCGUCCUUACGCGACAAAUCCGAGGUCACGAAGAUCGCAGACAAUUUGAACUACCGGCAUCGAAACGCGCAAAUGGCAGGCCGAGCAUCAGUGGAGCUCCACACUUUAAUCUUUUUCAGAAACAGGCCUACAGACGCAGACGCAAGGAUUGUGCAGAUCCGAUCCAAUGGGCUGAUAGUGUUUGUUCCAAAGUAUGGCAUUGAAGGGCCCGUGUUCCUGGUUGACAAGGCAAGCAAGUCGAGUACCAACUGGAUAAUGAACGAGGAGCAACAGUGUGCCAAUGCUCGGGAUGGUAGUACAAAGUACAAAGUGCUAGACAGCGUGAAGAUUCGCAUUCAAGUUGUGGAGCCGCAGCCAAACAGGCCCAAGUUGGAACUCACUUUACUGGCAUAACAGCGAUUCUUCAAACUUUGUUACUGGCUAUUUCACUGCUAGUAGUGCUCCGAGCAUUUGCUCAAACUCGUCGAGAGCUUGGAAGCAAGUUCCCGGCCUUUGAAGCGGUGGAAAGAAGAGCAAAGAAGCCGUCGUGAAGAUAAAACCCAGCGUUAUCACUACGCACAUUACCUUGGGCAGCUUUGAGACGAGCGGGCCAAAGUUUCUUCGCAGUGCCACCUCCACGACCAUGGCGAGGCCGUUGACCAGGAAGAACCCAGUCACCUGCCACGUCGGCGUUGACUUGGUGGUGUAGAGAAAAAUCACUUCGUGCAUGAGACCA